UAAAACAUGGCGGACAUGUGGUGGGAGAUUUAAAACAUUGUGUGUAUUCAGCAUUUAGCGGAGAGUGUAUUCAGGAGAGUGUAUUCAGCAGAGUGUAUUCAGGAGAGUGUAUUCAGCAUAGCGUCUUCAGCAGAGUGCAUUCAACAUUCAACAUAGUGUAUUCAACAUUCAGCAAAGUGUAUUCAACAGAGUGUAUUCAGCAUAGUGUAUCCUCCAUUCAGCAUAGUGUAUUCAGCAUUCAGCGGAGUGUAUUCAACAAAGUGUUUUCAACAUAGUGUAUUUGAUAGAAAUGUCUGAUUCUUCAGAUGACGAGUGCCCAAUUCUUGUUGAAAGUAGUAAUACGGAAAGUCAACAAAAAGUUAAAAUACCUGUCACUAUAAUAACAGGUUAUUUAGGUGCUGGGAAAACAACUCUAUUGAAUUACAUACUGACUGAACAGCAUAAUAAAAAAAUAGCAGUAAUUUUAAAUGAGUUCGGUGAAGGAAGUUCUGUAGAGAAGUCCAUGUCAGUGGGACAGUCUGGUGAACUAUUUGAAGAAUGGCUAGAAUUGAGAAAUGGAUGUCUGUGUUGUUCUGUUAAAGACAAUGGUGUUAAGGCUAUAGAAAACUUGAUGGAAAAAAGAGGGAAGUUUGACUAUAUUUUACUUGAAACAACUGGAUUAGCUGAUCCAGGUCCGAUAGCAUCAAUAUUUUGGCUUGAUGAUGAACUUGGAAGUGACUUGUACCUCGAUGGUAUCGUAACCGUGGUGGAUGCCAAGUACGGUUUACAACAUUUACAGGAGAUGAAACCCAAGGGUGUUAUAAAUGAAGCCGUACGGCAAGUGGCGCUUGCAGAUUUAAUUGUUGUGAAUAAAAUUGAUCUAGUUGAGGGGUCUCAUCUUGAGAGUCUCACUCAGCAUGUCAGGAGUAUUAACAGUAUGGGAAAGUUACUAGAAACGAGCAGGUCAAAAAUUAAUUUAGAUUAUAUUUUGGAUCUUCAUGCGUAUGACGGUCAAGAUAAAUCAAGGGAUAUGGAAAAGUGUGUUUCCCUGCAAGCUGGUCCCCAUCUAGAUCAGAGUAUUACAACUGUCACCAUUGAUAUGCCAGGGGAUGUGGAUAGUCAAAAGUUGGAAGAGCUACUGCAGAAUUUAUUAUGGGAAAAGAAUGUUGUGAAUUCUAAGGGUGAACCAAUGCAAAUAUUAAGACUCAAGGAACACAAAGGAUUAAAUGAUAAUCUUGCAUUAUUGGGUAAUGUCAACGGAAGGUAUAUGAGAUUAAGAGUACGUGACUAUGGUGCCUGA
Molecule: messenger RNA, 1279 nt
Organism: Saccoglossus kowalevskii
Lineage: Eukaryota; Metazoa; Hemichordata; Enteropneusta; Harrimaniidae
Product: zinc-regulated GTPase metalloprotein activator 1-like
Cellular component (GO): cytoplasm
Source: RefSeq, a predicted model, not a curated record